Leguminivora glycinivorella is the source of this 1512-nucleotide messenger RNA. RefSeq lists its product as uncharacterized. The record is from RefSeq and is a predicted model, not a curated record. The transcript is spliced from 12 exons. The coding region runs from base 59 to 1270 and encodes 403 amino acids. Gene Ontology annotation, molecular function: ubiquitin binding. NCBI's taxonomy places the organism in Eukaryota, Metazoa, Arthropoda, Insecta, Lepidoptera, Tortricidae.
CCAGGAUUCGCUCACACUGGCUUCAGAUACUGACGCUCUUGUCGCUAAGAUCAGCACCAUGUUUCCUACUGUCAGCGAGACGCACAUCAAGAUACUGCUUAAGAAAUAUUACAAUCGAGAAGCCGUCGUAAUAAGCGCCCUACAAGUGGAGAAGCACCCUAUAACGACUCCCGGGCCCUUGACCAUGUCACCAAUGGCGGCGCGCAUGCAAAAGGGGGCGAUGGGGGUGUAUUCCGCCCUUCAGCUCGCUAAGGGGGUCUCGGGCUCCAUACAUUCGGCGCAUUUGACACCGCUCUCUGGGACACCUCAAGGAUCACCGAGCCUGCUGCGGCCAGCUUCAGGAGCCUCAAGCCAUUACGGCGCCCGAUCGACCAGCAGCCAACCCACGCGACACCAGUCUCCGAAGAUGAAACUUAAGUACCUUAAGAGCGUGUUCCCAAAGGCUGAAGAGACGUUGAUUCUGGACGUGCUCGCGAAUAAGGACAACAACGUGCAGAAGGCCAGUGAAGAACUUAUGACCAUGGGCUUCACUAAGAAGGAGAUUGUAAAAAAAAAAGAAGAGACACCUCAACCGGCAAAGAAAGUUGUCACUAUUAUAAAGACGACGGAGGAGAAAAACGAACUAAAGAAAAAACUACAAAAGAAGUACAGCGCGGUGGCCGAGCGAGUGAUAUCGAUAGCGCUGGACAGCGUCGAUUAUAACGAGGAGCGAGCUGAGCAAAUACUAGCCGCCGUGCUAACGGAGGAGCCAAAGAUAAAAACGGAGUCAUCUACACCGAAACGGUCCCGGACACCUGAAGUGAAACCUGGGGAGGAGCGGGGAGCGAUGCUGCCGUGUGUUAUAAGCGUCGCGCGACUACCGAAUGAGACAGCAAGCAUACACGACACGCUUGACGCAUUAGAUGACGUUGUCACUUCUUGGCCAAUCUUGAAGACGAGCGUUACAGAGACCAAAUAUAAGUCCCAGUACACGGUAGCGGGCUCAGGGCCCAACCCGGCGCUCCGACGCGGCCCGAAGGACAGUCUUUUACUUGAGGACUACAUGGCCUGGAAAGGCCCCAACCCCGAGCUCCGCAAGGGGCCCAGCGUGCGACCGACGGGCCCAGAGCCCCGCGAGAGGGGCUUCUCGCUAGCGCGGGGCCCCUCCGACCUCGCCAGCGGGCCCGCGGGACUGAACAAGGGCUCCAUUUAUCAGAAAAUGAACAAGAAGACGGCAAAGAUCGACCCAUUCAUAAGAAUGUUAUGGCCUGAACACUUCCCAUCGCCUUAGACUUGCGCUACUGCAGUAGGUAGUUUGUGUACAGUCAACCAAUUUGAAUCCUAGGCCACUGUAGAACUCUUUCACAGUCAACGUCAAAAGUGACUUCUAUGGCCAAUAAUGCACGGUGUCAAUGUCAAGGUUCCCCUGCACCCUGUUUUUAUUGAAUUCCGUUAAUUUUAAGGGAAGAUUUUUUAGUUCAAAUACAAACAAUUUCUCUAAGAAACUCGCCUCUUAAUUCUUACGGUUUUCGA